Magallana angulata is the source of this 3069-nucleotide messenger RNA. RefSeq lists its product as uncharacterized. The transcript is spliced from 2 exons. Lineage: Eukaryota; Metazoa; Mollusca; Bivalvia; Ostreida; Ostreidae. Bases 120 to 1151 code for a protein of 343 amino acids. The record is from RefSeq and is a predicted model, not a curated record.
UGGCAACAUCCUGUCGGUUCGUUAACUUUCACGAUUCAGUAAAUAUUCAUUGCCGCUCGAUUCAUUCACUGUGAAGUUGGAGAGGAGUUGUUUGCUUUUAAGGCAUUUUGAUUCUCCAGAUGACGGUCAACCAGGUACUUGCUCUACUGGCGGCUCUGACCCUAGUUUUCACUUUUGCGGAUUUCUUGAUAAAUCGGAAUUGUUUCACAGAUCUAAAAAUGAAUGUAAAAUUGGAAAGACACUUAUACUUAGAAAACUUGGAGAUUCCAGGGAGUUUAUUUCGUCAAAACCAAAUGGCUGGAAAUCCGUCAAUGCCUGUAUAUCAGUGGAAUGGAACAUUUUCAGAAAGUGAUGUUUGUAAUCAUCCUGAGGCAAUAAAUCACAACCGUUUGUAUUUUCAUGGAUAUUAUCCGAUGUUUCUUUAUUCUAAAUUUCAGGAUCGUUUAGUGUCAGGGUUAAUCAUAAAUACAGGUGAAUGGAAACCCAUCUUAAGUAAAGCCAUUUUAGAUGUUUUGGCACGAAACCAUGAUAUGCUAUUUAUCGAUAUCGGUGGAGGACUUGGAAUGCUUUCAUUGGAUGUGAGAAAAAAAGGUUUCGAUGUGCUCCUUGUGGAUCCUAGCGUUUCUAAUGUCCAGCGAUUCUGUGCUUCCGUCAAAUUAAAUGGCGUUUUAGAUUCCGUUUCCAUCGUGUUAAACCCUCUUUCAUCCCGUCAUGAACACGUUCAGAUGGUGGCUGAGGAUGACAGGAUAAGUGAAUGGUUUGUUGCUGAUAACAAUCCGCUAAAAGUAGCCCAGACAAAUAGUUCACGCUACAUAACGAAAGACAAUGUUAAAGCUGCUACACUGGAUGAUCUCUUGUACUUACCAGAGCUGAAAUCCGACAGGGACUUGGUGCUACAUCUAGAUACUGCUGGAUAUGAUAUACGCAUUCUCAGAGGAGGAGAAUCUUUCUUUGAAAUAAAAAGAAUUAAAGCAAUCUUCAUGGACUGGACAUACAACAGUGAUUCUGAAUACAGUGGAGAUAUUAUCAAAUUUAUGAUGGUUAGAGAAUUUAGACCAUUUGAUUUAAACUUUCAAAUAUCUCUCGUUGAGAAACCACAAUCCCAGUGGCCAGAUACAUUAGUUUGGAUGCAUGGAAGUUACAAAAUGUAAAUUACACAAUAAAUGUACAAAAUGUUGAGAGUGCUAUAAUUAUGAUCUCUAAAAUACUGCUUACGGUUAUAUCAUAUACAAUAUUAUAUACAAUUAAUAUGUAUUUCAAAUCAGAAAUAUCACCAAAGUUGAAACUUUCACAGUCCAAAUUAAAAUCAAAUUUAUAAAUAAAUAUCAGAGCUUGAGACGUAGAUUUUAUAAUAUCAUAUACUGUAUAACAGUUCAUAUAUAUCGCAGUAUCUCAUAACAAAAAUAUAAGGCAAUUAAUGCAUUGUUAAUUUAAACAUUACACAACGUUACACAAUUACGAUUGUAAUUUAUGGAAAAUUGAGAAUUCAUUAAAAUGACGUAAUGUCACAUUCUCGUUGCACUUGUGACAUAUGAAGCAGUAGAUUUCAGCUAGAUCAUCCAGGCUAAAAAUGGGGGGAGGGGAUCAACAAAUCAUAUCCACAUAAUUUUUACUGUGAAUUGGAGAUUGGUAUAAUGAGAAUUUGUUACAAAUGUUAUACACGACAGAAAGACAUUCAAAUGCAAAAAUAUUGAAUGUAUUGAAAGCUAUACCUUAUAUAGAAAUUUAUGACGUUCAAUUAUAAAACGAUAUAGAAUAUAAAACCCAACUUGUUCUACUAUCUUUAUGCAAUCACAUUUCUUUUGCUUAAAUGACCGGCUGUGCAUUUGUACAUAUGUUAGACAUUGCAAAUCAAUAAAAGCUAACUUUUAUGGUAUAUAAAGUAUUUUGAUAUUUUGAAAGCCUUUUUGAUAUAAUAUUCUCUCUUAAUUAAAUAGCUUACAGCAGCUUGCAUUUUGUCAGAUGGAAUGGCACAGGAUUAGAUCAGAUGAUCAUAUCUUUGGCUAUAUUUGUCGCUAUAUUUUGCCUUUGGUAAACAAUAUUAGAAAUUUGACAAAGUUUGACAUGUUUGAUCUAGUCAAUAAUAGAAACUGGAUUUGACUCAUAAUGUAUAGGAAACAUUAUUUCAGAAGCAUAUACAUACAACUAACAGUAUGCUUUUAUCCUGUUAAAUAUCCUCAGGCUAGUCAAUGUUCUGUUUUAAUAAGAUUUUUUUUUUUUACUUUUUAGGUUAACGUUUGUAUUGAACACAAAAACAGUAUCUAGCGUUUGUCAUAUUUAAAUUUGCUUGAAACAGUGUAUUUUUGUUUACCAGCACAUAAUAUCGAUACAAAAACAUCUGGUCUGAUUUUUGUUUAAAUUAAAUAAGAGCUGUAAGUUCUGUCUUCCGCUUCUUACUCGCCGACUGACACUUAUUGUUUUGUUGAUUGUUUGAAAUGUCUUAAGAUAAAGCAUUACCAACAUCAAAAAUGGGAAGGAAAAAAUCACAUUUUUAGCUAAUUCAUGCCCAUGCCCAUUUUACAAGUUCUCUCUCCAGCACCAAUUAAUUUAAUUGUAGAUUUUGUCUGAAAGUAGAAAAAUGAAUUAUCGAUAUGCAUCAUGUGCAAAGUCGGCGAUGAUAUUGUAAAAUAAGUCUGAAAAAGAGAUAAUCUUUUAGCGAACAUAAUGAACUUUCCAAAACUUUCUGCAAAACAUUAUAUAUUCAAAUGACACAAAAGAAGUAAACCCGAAUCGAUGCAUUCGACUAUGUAAUUACAUGAAUCAACCAAGCAUCAAAGGAAAACCUACAAUUACAAUGAAUAAUUUGUCAUUUCAUCAAAACAGUUGAUGAACUGGUGAUAGGAUAGAGGACUUCAUGGUAAAGUUGACGUCGUAACAACCUAGAUACGGUUUAUUCGGUUGAAGAAACCGUAUCCUGGUUGUUACAUGUUGGUUGUCAACUUUACCAUGGCCGCCUAUAGACUAACACCAGCUCAUCGAGGUAAAAAAUUUCUAUCAUGGUAUAUAUAGCGAACCAAUUGCAAUUAGUGUAAUUGAUGGCCAUUGUUUUAUUUACCGUAACAAUAAAUA